Messenger RNA from Mytilinidion resinicola, 934 nucleotides. Its product is annotated as NADH-quinone oxidoreductase. The transcript is spliced from 3 exons. Gene Ontology annotation, cellular component: membrane. The record is from RefSeq and is a predicted model, not a curated record. Gene Ontology annotation, molecular function: NADH dehydrogenase activity; 4 iron, 4 sulfur cluster binding. Bases 206 to 889 code for a protein of 227 amino acids. Lineage: Eukaryota; Fungi; Ascomycota; Dothideomycetes; Mytilinidiales; Mytilinidiaceae. Gene Ontology annotation, biological process: mitochondrial respiratory chain complex I assembly; mitochondrial electron transport, NADH to ubiquinone.
AGGCGCGUGUUUCAAUUCUCCUCGAAUUUGAUUCUUCUGUUAUCUGCGUUGCGCGUGGCUUGCACCUCAACGCUGUGGACGAAUAGAGACGCCUUGAUUACUGCGGCAACUUCCUGAACUUCAGAGCUUCAACACCCGACGACAACCCAUUGCCACCAACCCACCCCGAAGCCCGCACUCCACUCCCUUCGACCUUGCGCACACAAUGGCCAGCGCGACGAGGCCAUUGAUGAUGCUGGCCCACGGCCAACGCGGCGUAGCAUUGCUCAGGGCCUCCCGAAUCCCUUCACCCGCGACCGCCGCUUUCUUCUCCACCACAGCAUUCCGGGCCGCCACUCCAGUAGGACCCCCGCCAGCAGGCUUCAGGCUGGCCCCACCGAAGAGAGAGCAGGACUCUGGCGAGAGCGCGCUCGAUAAGGCUGGAAAGUACUUCUUGCUGAUGGAGAUGAUGCGAGGGAUGUGGGUGUCCUUGGAGCAGUACUUCCGUCCACCGUACACGAUAUACUAUCCAUUCGAGAAAGGCCCAAUCUCGCCACGAUUCCGCGGGGAACACGCCCUCCGACGAUAUCCUACAGGGGAGGAGCGCUGCAUUGCAUGCAAGUUGUGUGAAGCUAUCUGCCCGGCCCAGGCCAUCACAAUUGAGGCUGAGGAGCGUGAGGAUGGUAGCAGGAGGACGACGAGAUACGAUAUCGAUAUGACCAAGUGCAUAUACUGCGGCCUGUGUCAGGAGAGCUGCCCCGUUGAUGCAAUUGUUGAAGGUCCCAACGCGGAAUAUGCAACUGAGACUCGGGAAGAGUUGCUCUAUAACAAAGAGAAACUGUUGAUGAACGGAGACAAGUGGGAGCCAGAGAUAGCGGCAGCUGCUCGCGCAGACGCACCCUACCGGUAAUGGGGUUUCGAGAUUGUCGAAAUGUAAAUAUUUCAGAGCUGGAGC